CCUGGACAGCCAAAGAUUUUUCAUGGAAACACCAUAACACGUGAUAUGAAUGUCAUAUCAACAACAACAGUGCUUCCUAGAACUCCUGCAGACAUCACUGGGUAUCUCUCAGUUGUAUCUAUUGGACCUCAUAAAAUCAAAGCCAGUGACCUGGGCAAUACAUUCAGAGUGCGAAAAGCCAAAAUAUGGCAUUUUCUUCUUUGGUUGAAGCACCAUAACAGAUUAUAUGAGCAGAUCCUGUUGGAUCAGAGUAACAUAGAUCAAUUUCCAGAUGAUGGUGUUCUUCCUGGUGUUGAUGCUCAAUUCAUC
Messenger RNA from Rhodofomes roseus, 309 nucleotides. RefSeq lists its product as uncharacterized. NCBI's taxonomy places the organism in Eukaryota, Fungi, Basidiomycota, Agaricomycetes, Polyporales, Fomitopsidaceae. The transcript has a single exon. The annotation marks the transcript as partial. The record is from RefSeq and is a predicted model, not a curated record.